CGUCAGCCUGUCAGUUAGUGCCGUGGCGCCGUGACGGUACGGUGUAGGUUGGUACGUUGUUUUUGGUUGAUAUCGUUCGCCUCGCGGAACGUGUCUCGCACCCAAUGGGGGCCCAGCUCCGAACGGACCCGUCCGCGCGAAACGCACCUAAACUGCAAAGAUAAUCAGUGACCGGCAGCCGCGCAGUGACUGCGGACGAACCGCGUGUGACCGUUGUUGCCCCCUUUCCUUUUUUCUUUCCACAGUUCCGGUGGGCUCCGUUUUUCUUCUCUUUUUCUUCUUUUUUAUUGAAAGAUAGUAUCAGUUGAUAGGACACAGUGCGUUUCGUACAUGCCGCACGUGCGGCCCGGAGGUGAUCCAGUGCGCCGUUUUAUACGAGACCCCCGGAAAAGGCGGGAACAUCCAGGAGCCGGUCUGUGAUCGAUGAUUUUUUACGUGCUGUUCGGUGUGUGCUCGUUCCGUUCCUGAUCGACGUACGCGGGUUCGCGGUGCGGUAUCUGAGGAGAAGAAUCCCUUUGGAAAACAUACAAAAAGAUCGCAAAUUAAAGAAGCGGUUAUGAGAGUUCGAUGACCACUGGCUAGCCGACCAUCCAUCGACGCCACCAUGGGCUACCUGCAGACGUGCCUCAUCUUCUACCUACUGAUCCUCUGCACCUCCGGAGGACUGUCUAUAGACAUAUCACAAUGCAUCGCUCCCCUGGGGAUGGAAUCUGGUGUGAUUCCCGAUGCAGACAUCACAGCGAGCUCGAGUUUCGAUAGCGGAAACGUCGGGCCACAUCGCGGACGGCUGAGGCAAGAGAGCCACGGAGGCGCCUGGUGCCCGAAGCAGCAGAUCACGACGGAACCACGCGAGUGGCUAGAAAUCGAUCUUCACACGGUCCACAUGAUCACCGCCACCGGCACUCAAGGACGCUUCGGCAACGGCGAAGGUGUCGAAUUCUCGGAGGCUUACAUGCUCGAAUAUUGGAGGCCGAAGCUCGGGAAAUGGGUUCGAUAUAGGGACGUGCGCGGCGAGGAGGUGAUCAAAGGGAACACGAACACCUACUUGGAGUCUAAGCACGAAUUGGAGCCGCCAAUGUGGGCAAGCAAAGUUCGCUUCUUGCCGUACAGUUAUCAUCGGCGCACCGUUUGCAUGCGCGUGGAAUUGUACGGCUGCCCAUGGAACGACGGCAUCGUGUCGUACUCGAUGCCACAGGGUGACAAACGCGGCAAUUGGGAGUUGUUCGACGCGACUUACGAUGGCUACUGGGAUGGCCAGCUUCUGCGUGGCCUUGGACAGCUGACCGACGGCAAGAUCGGCCCGGAUAACUUCAAGAUGAGCUAUUACGAUUACGAUCGGGGCCAGGGAUGGGUCGGCUGGAGAAACGACACCAGAUCCGGCCAUCCGCUCGAAAUCAAAUUCGAGUUCGAUCAUGUCAGAGAGUUCUCCGCCGUUCAUAUUUACUGCAAUAAUCAGUUCACCAAGGAUGUACAGGUGUUUGCCGAAGCGAGUAUUAUGUUCAGCGUCGGCGGUCGCUACUAUACCGGCGAUCCAAUCGUGUACUCGUACAUGGAGGACAGAAUCUUCGAACACUCGAGGAACAUCUCGAUCAAGCUCCAUCAUCGAAUCGGCAAGUUCGUCAAGUUGAAGCUAAGCUUCGCCUCUCGGUGGAUCAUGAUCAGUGAGAUCACCUUCGAUUCCGACGUCGCUCACGGCAACUUCACCCCCGAAGCACCGCCCACGACCGAGGCGCCCAGAUUGCGAGAUCGGAUCUCAGCGCGUGACAAUCCUCUUCAAGCCGAAGUGCCAGUCGUAAAGCAGGACGAUCCCACUUACAUGGCAGUGAUCAUCGGCGUUUUAACCGCGGUGAUCCUCCUGCUCGCUGUCGCGAUCUUCCUGAUCGUCUCGCGACACAGGCAAAGGAAGAACUUUGCCAGUCCGCUGGGCGCGAAGAGCGCGAUACCCUCGGGCAAUCAUCAACACCUGUCUCCGGAGUCCGCGUACGGCACCACGGAGAAGGAUCCCUCGUUGAUGACCUACAGAGUCGAAGAGCUCGAUGACCGUUACGCUGGAACCAAAAUGACGACGCUCCCCCGCGAUCUGAACGAUCGUCUGCUGGGAGAUGUCAGGCUCGACGAGUACCAGGAACCUUUCCACGAGAAUAAGUACCGGGAACCGCCGCACGCAGCUUACUAUGGAUACAGUACUGUUGUUCUAGACAACAAGGAUCUCCAUGAUAGCGUUGAACAGUCUGAUGCCACUUACGAUUACGCAGUACCAAUGCCCGUGCCUAGUGUAAGCAGCGACCAGGAUAGCGUAUUCUCAAAGUCUUCAUCAAGGGGUAGCGCAAAGGCGUGCUUGCAGAGCUUUUUCCCUCCGCCCCCGCCGCCGAUGAGCGCGCCGCCCACUCGAGGUUCCAGCAAUCUGACGUACUCGAAUCCGCCGAGCCCGGAGCCAAUUUGUGAACGCGAGCGCAGGGGAAGCAAGCGCCGCGAACACUCGUUGCACAGAUACGCGUAAGAAGCCCUGCACCCUGCGGAACGCACGCGGCACGCCGCUGGAUCAAAGGUACGAGACAGUUUCGUACGCCCAACGUAGAGAAGUCGCGCGCGAUAGAUCUCGAUCCUUCAGCAUCCGCGAACCCUCCGCGAGUCAUCCUCGGGUUCGAAUCGAUUCGAUUGGACGACGAGGUCCCGGCAUCGCCGAGACGCGAUCUGUAAAUAAUCCAAUCGAUAUUAACCUUUUAGGUACGGCUGAAUUCUGCGCGAAGCUAUUUCUCUGAACGGCAGAGUCUGAU
Molecule: messenger RNA, 2777 nt
Organism: Megalopta genalis
Lineage: Eukaryota; Metazoa; Arthropoda; Insecta; Hymenoptera; Halictidae
Product: discoidin domain-containing receptor 2
Source: RefSeq, a predicted model, not a curated record